CUCAUUUUGACACCUCCCAACCACCGGGUGACUGGAUUCUACCUUCACUUAUCAAUCAGGGCGUGGAAAGAAACCAUUCAGCGCAGACCAACAUACUAUCAACGGCCACAUCUGUUCGAUUCGCCGCAAGGCCAGACAUGGUUGCGAGUAGGAGAUAAAUUCUGUUGACUCAGAUAACUCUCUCGCCCUCUCAAUUAAGCCUGUACCUUGGCUUUUGUCGGAAUACAUUCAUUUCGGUGGAUAGAUUAAUUUGGUUGUCCUAUCUCCAGAUGGCAGAGUUGGCUUUAUCUCCGCAGUCACGUGGUAUUGCCCCUCCGCUCAGUCUCUGGGGAUGGAUAUCACUCCUCUCGAAAGCUACGGGGAUAACAAUAACUGUGCUCCUCCACGCCCUGAAAACCUCAGUCCGGUCUCCCAAGAACGGCCUAACAACCCACCAACAAAUCGCCUACACCGGAAUCCGCAUCUACCAAUCCAGUCUCCCCGCAACCAGUAUCCAGAAUCUGCGGCCCUCAACAACCACUACGUGCAAGAGAUUCGCCAAAAAGCAUUACAUGAGACACUCCCCAAUCCAACUUCCAGACGGCACAAUCGCUUGCUGGAUCGGCCCUAAGGAUGCCCUUAAAGUGGUGAUUGUGUUCCAUGGGGGAGGUUACAUGGCCGCUGCACUAACCGAACACAUCUCCAUCGGAUUCGCCUUCUCGGACCCGACUCGAAAAGACCUCGCAGUGGUGGUCCUGCAAUACAGACUCGCAUCCGAGAACGCAAACCAUUAUCCAAUACAGCUCCAACAAGCUGUUUCUCUCCUCCAACACCUCCUUCAUGACCUCAAAAUCCCCUCCUCAUUCAUAACAUUAAUUGGCGACUCAGCAGGCGGACACCUCCUCCUCUCCCUUCUCCUACACCUGACACACCCCAACCCCCUCACUGCCCCCCUCAAAUUGGAAACCAAUCUCUCCUCCGCAAUCCUAAUCUCACCCUGGGUAACGGUAUCUACCUCCGCUACCUCGAUGCAACUCAAUUCAGAAAAAGACAUCCUCACCAUUUCCGGCCUCGAAUACUGGGGCCGCAACUUUCUCGGUGGCAAAGAGAUGGACUGUUGGAAUACGCCGCUGAUGGCGGAGGGGCAAUGGUGGGGUGAGGUGCCUUGUGAGGAGAUGUUGGUGUUGUAUGGAGAAGAUGAGUUAUUUCGGGAUGAUAUUGAUGAGUUUUGUGCGAAGUUGAAACAGGCAAAUCAUGCAAAGACCACGGCGCUGAAAUUUGCUAAUGAGAUUCAUGUGCAUAUGGUUAUGAAUCGAUUCUUAAAGAUCAAUAAACCAUGCGAGUCAGAGAAGGUGUUUGCGAAGUGGAUGAAUGAGCAUCUUGGAUCUCGAUAG
This is a messenger RNA of Hyaloscypha bicolor E, 1373 nucleotides long. Its product is annotated as alpha/beta-hydrolase. The record is from RefSeq and is a predicted model, not a curated record. The transcript has 4 exons. The coding region runs from base 270 to 1373 and encodes 367 amino acids. NCBI's taxonomy places the organism in Eukaryota, Fungi, Ascomycota, Leotiomycetes, Helotiales, Hyaloscyphaceae.